AUGAAGUAUUAUAUAUUUGUUGAUUUUUCAUCUUUUCAAAAAGAUAAAGAUACUUCUGUAAUAAUUAAUACUAUUGAUGAUUUUACAAAUAAUCUUAAAGAUGUCCGGCAUACAACUGAACAGAUAAAUUUGGAAGAAAUUGAUGGAAAUCUAAGUAUUUAUUUUGAAAGUUUGGGUGUAAAAUGUGAAUGUAAUUUGAUCGAAGGAAUUUUUAUAUCCUCAUCAAAGUCUAAAUAUUUUGAUGAAAUUGACAUUAAAAAAAUUCCAUUUCCUUCCUAUUUUAUUUUUUAUGAUAAAGACGAUAGUGAUAAAUCUAUAAACUCUAAAAUGAAUGAUGCUUUGUUUUUAUGGAAAAAAAGAUAUUUUCUCGACAAUCAUAGAUUAUCUUUUCAAGUUUCUAAAAAUAUUUCUGAAGUUAUUCAAUGUAUAUUAAAUAUUAGAAAUUUUAUUUGUCAAACAGAAGAUCUAUUUCUUGCUGGCCAUCCUGAUUUUAGUAUAUGGUUUGAGUGUAGUCCUAAAAUUCCUGCAUACAUAUCAAGUAUUUUGUGGGGUGUAUCCGAAGGAGUCAAUGAUAGAUAUAUUAAAUCUUGUUUUGAUGAUUCACUAAUUGAAGAGAAAAAAACUAUUUCAGAAGAUAAAAAUAUGCAUGAAAUUAAACAAGAGUAUAUAGAACAAGAUAAUGUUAAAUCAAAUGAAAAUAAUACAACUUUAAAUAAUGUCUCUUUAGAUACAUUCUUUUGGAAAGUUUCUGAAGUAAAAAAAGAAGUUGGUGAAAAUUUUGAUACAACACAUGACUUUUAUAAUUCAAGUAUAAAUAAUACUCACAAAAGUGCAAAAACAAAUAAGUGGGAUGUAAAAAAUAUUUCUACUAUAAAGACAAAAUUAGGAGAUUUAUUUGAAGAAAAGCAAGGAGAAAUUACUAAAGUUAAAGAACAUUUUAUUCCUCUUAAAAAUAAAAAAUCUUUUCCUAUAUAUGGUGCAGAAACGGAUUAUGAUUCAAAUUUAUCUGAAUUAGAUGGUUUAAUAAGUCAUCAUCUUGAAAUAAUUUCUUUUGGUUCAGUAAACCAAAUAUUAAACAUAAAAGUAUUUCAACCACGUUUUGAAUUAAAAUGUAAAAAACUUCCAAAUGAAAGUGAAGAAAGCAAAAAUAUAAGAAAUCAAACGUAUUACGAUUCAUUAGGUGAAGUUCUUUUUACAAAAAAGGUUGUUAUGUAUUUUAAACAUGUAGCAUCGGGUGAAUAUGGGUUUAUACAAGCAACAAAGUUUUUUAAUGAUGAAAUAAGAAUUGGAAAACCAAUCGAGCAUGCAAUUGAAUAUCCAGAAAGGAAUGGGACAUGGGGAACAAGUAAUGUACAAAAUUAUGAGAGACAAUGUUGGCUUACAAUUUCAUCUUUUCGUAAUGAAUGUUACAAAAUAUAUCGCUUUUUGUUAAAUAGUGAUAAAACAGUUAAAUUAAAAAAUUACAUCAAGUUAAUGAGAGAACAUGCCAGGAUAAUUGGUAUGAGUGAACAGUACAAUAAAUUUCUUAAAGAAAUGGUAACUACAGUUUUACCUGAAAAUUCAGAUAAUCUGUCACAAGAACAUUAUAAUUUAUUGAAAAGUCUUUCUUCAGAGGGUAUAUAUUCCCCAGAAAUAGAUUGUUAA
This is a messenger RNA of Strongyloides ratti, 1644 nucleotides long. Its product is annotated as Ku, C-terminal domain-containing protein. The transcript has 3 exons. The record is from RefSeq and is a predicted model, not a curated record. Lineage: Eukaryota; Metazoa; Nematoda; Chromadorea; Rhabditida; Strongyloididae. Bases 1 to 1644 code for a protein of 547 amino acids.